Morchella importuna is the source of this 336-nucleotide messenger RNA. RefSeq lists its product as uncharacterized. NCBI's taxonomy places the organism in Eukaryota, Fungi, Ascomycota, Pezizomycetes, Pezizales, Morchellaceae. The transcript is spliced from 2 exons. The coding region runs from base 1 to 336 and encodes 111 amino acids. Gene Ontology annotation, biological process: carbohydrate metabolic process. The record is from RefSeq and is a predicted model, not a curated record.
AUGCUUACGAGCAGGCGCUUUUUGUUCCCUGGACAUCCGCUGCUGAGGGAGGAUGUGGCGUGGGUUGCGCCAAUCGAGGACUCACCAAAGCCGCCGGCGAAGAGGGUUACUUUGAGCUUGAGCGUUGUGACCCAUGCGGUUAAAAUUGCGUUUGUAACGACGGGAGAGGGCAAGCAGGAGGUGCUCAAGAAGAUUUUUGAUGAACAUCCGGAUGUCCAGGGAGGCCAGGUCCUCCCGUGCGCGCUUGUGAACAGGGCCGCUGGGGAGAAGGUUAGCUGGUUUUGCGACGAGGCUGCGGUGAAGGGCGUCGCUUUCCCGAAGAAGAGUUCGCUGUAG